Molecule: messenger RNA, 4673 nt
Organism: Nycticebus coucang (slow loris)
Lineage: Eukaryota; Metazoa; Chordata; Mammalia; Primates; Lorisidae
Gene: SNX14
Product: sorting nexin 14
Exons: 30
Coding region: 132-3227 (1031 amino acids)
Biological process (GO): autophagosome maturation
Cellular component (GO): late endosome
Molecular function (GO): phosphatidylinositol-3,5-bisphosphate binding
Source: RefSeq, a predicted model, not a curated record
GCCGGGCCCGCCCCCUAGAGAGCGCGCGGAGAGGGUGGUGCAGGCCGCCCGCCGCCUUCCGCCCUCAGCAGGCUCCGCGUAUUCCGGGGCUCCGGCUGCGCUCGAGCACCGCCUUAUCCUUGUCCUCCGCGAUGCAGGCGGCUGCCGGGCACCGAGGCUGUCCGAGUUCCGGCCGCGCCGUGGACUGCGAGCCGCUCUCGCCGGGGGCGGGGCUGGGGGCGGCAGCGGACUUCCUUCCGGCCGGGGCUGGGCUGCGCACGCGCGGUGGGGCCCACGGGCGCGCCGACAGGAGGUCGGUGGGGUCGCCUCGAGCGCUCGCCGCCCGCACAGAGAUGCUUCCCCGCGCGCGGGCGGUGGGCGAGAGGCUGAGGCAGCGACUGCGGCUGGACGCAGGGCGCGAGCUCUGCCGCCAGUACCCGCUGUUCUGCUUCCUGCUGCUUGGCCUCAGCGCCGCCUCCCUGCUUCUCCACAGGUAUCUUCAUGUUUUAAUGAUCUUCUGGUCAUUUGUUGCUGGAGUCGUCACAUUCUACUGCUCAUUUGGACCUGAUUCUCUCUUACCAAACAUAUUCUUCACAAUAAAAUACAAACCCAAGUUAGCACUUCAAGAAUUAUUUCCUCAAGGUCAUAGCUGUGCUGUUUGUGGUAAAGUGAAAUGUAAACGACAUAGGCCAUCCUUGCUGCUUGAAAACUACCAGCCAUGGCUAGACCUGAAAAUUCCUUCCAAGGUUGAUGCAUCUCUCUCAGAGGUUCUUGAAUUAGUGUUGGAAAACUUUGUUUAUCCAUGGUACAGGGAUGUGACAGAUGAUGAGUCCUUUGUUGAUGAAUUGAGAAUAACAUUACGGUUUUUUGCAUCUGUUUUAAUACGAAGAAUUCACAAGGUGGAUAUUCCGUCUAUUAUAACCAAGAAACUAUUAAAAGCAACAAUGAAGCAUAUAGAAGUAAUAGUUAAAGCCAGACAGAAAGUAAAAAAUACAGAGUUUUUACAGCAAGCUGCUUUAGAAGAAUAUGGUCCAGAGCUUCACGUCGCUUUGAGAAGUCGAAGAGAUGAAUUACACUAUUUAAGGAAACUUACUGAACUACUUUUUCCUUAUAUUUUGCCUCCUAAAGCAACAGACUGCAGAUCCUUGACCUUACUUAUAAGAGAGAUUCUGUCUGGUUCUGUGUUCCUUCCUUCUUUGGAUUUCCUAGCUGAUCCAGAUACUGUGAAUCAUUUGCUUAUCAUCUUCAUAGAUGACAGUCCACCUGAAAAAGCAACUGAACCAGCUUCUCCUUUGGUUCCAUUCUUGCAGAAAUUUGCCGAACCUAGAAAUAAAAAGCCAUCUGUGCUAAAGUUAGAACUGAAACAAAUCAGAGAGCAGCAGGAUCUUCUGUUUCGCUUCAUGAACUUUCUGAAACAAGAAGGAGCAGUUCACGUCCUGCAGUUUUGUCUGACUGUGGAGGAAUUUAAUGAUAGAAUUUUGCGACCAGAGUUAUCAAAUGAUGAAAUGCUAUCUCUUCAUGAAGAGUUGCAGAAGAUUUAUAAAACUUACUGUUUGGAUGAAAGUAUUGACAAAAUUAGAUUUGAUCCCUUCAUUGUAGAAGAGAUUCAAAGAAUUGCUGAAGGUCCGUAUGUAGAUGUUGUGAAACUUCAAACAAUGAGAUGUCUUUUUGAAGCAUAUGAACAUGUUCUUUCUCUCUUGGAGAAUGUGUUCACCCCUAUGUUCUGCCACAGUGAUGAGUAUUUCAGACAACUCUUAAGAGGUGCAGAAUCACCAACACGCAAUUCAAAAUUCAACAGAGGUAGCCUAAGUUUGGAUGAUUUUCGGAGCACACAGAAAAGAGGAGAAUCAUUUGGAAUCAGCAGAAUAGGGAGCAAAAUUAAGGGAGUGUUUAAGAGUACCACAAUGGAGGGAGCUAUGUUACCUAAUUAUGGUUUAGCAGAAGGUGAAGAUGAUUUUAUUGAGGAAGGUAUUGUUGUGAUGGAAGAUGACUCUCCAGUUGAAGCUGUGAGCACACCUAAUACUCUCCGGAACUUGGCUGCCUGGAGAAUCAGCAUUCCAUAUGUAGAUUUCUUUGAGGAUCCCUCUUCUGAACGGAAAGAGAAAAAGGAAAGAAUUCCUGUGUUUUGUAUUGAUGUUGAAAGAAACGAUAGAAGAGCAGAAACUGUGAUCCUAUUUCAAAAACAUAAAACAGAAUGGAGACAGAAGAGUGCCCAGGUUGGGCAUGAGCCUGAACAUUGGUCUGUCUAUAGAAGAUACCUUGAGUUUUAUGUACUUGAAUCAAAACUAACAGAAUUUCAUGGCACAUUUCCUGAUGCUCAGCUUCCUUCUAAGAGGAUUAUUGGCCCCAAAAACUAUGAAUUCUUAAAGUCAAAGAGAGAAGAAUUUCAGGAAUAUCUACAGAAACUUCUGCAGCAUCCAGAACUAAGUAAUAGUCAACUUCUAGCUGACUUUCUCUCCCCUAAUGGUGGGGAGACACAAUUUCUCGAUAAGAUAUUACCAGAUGUAAAUCUUGGAAAAAUUAUAAAAUCUGUUCCUGGAAAACUAAUGAAAGAGAAAGGUCAGCAUUUGGAACCUUUUAUCAUGAAUUUCAUUAAUUCUUGUGAAUCUCCAAAGCCUAAACCAAGUAGACCAGAACUGACCAUUCUCAGCCCCACUUCCGAAAACAACAAGAAGCUUUUCAAUGAUCUGUUUAAGAAUAAUGCAAAUCGUGCUGACAAUACGGAGAGAAAGCAAAAUCAGAAUUAUUUUAUGGAGGUGAUGACUAUAGAAGGAGUCUACGAUUACCUGAUGUAUGUAGGACGGGUGGUUUUCCAGGUUCCUGACUGGCUUCAUCAUCUCUUAAUGGGAACACGAAUCCUCUUCAAAAACACGUUAGAAAUGUACACUGACUACUAUCUUCAGUGUAAAUUAGAACAGCUCUUUCAGGAGCACCGUUUGGUCUCACUUAUAACACUUCUCAGAGAUGCUAUAUUCUGUGAAAACACUGAGCCUCGCUCUCCCCAGGAAAAGCAAAAAGGAGCAAAGCAGACUUUUGAAGAAAUGAUGAAUUAUAUUCCAGAUGUGAUAGUCAAGUGUAUUGGUGAAGAAACCAAGUAUGAAAGCAUCAGACUUCUAUUUGAUGGCUUCCAGCAGCCAGUACUCAACAAGCAGCUUACUUAUGUGUUAUUGGACAUUGUGAUACAGGAGCUGUUUCCAGAACUGACCAAGGUACAAAAAGAAGUUACCUCUGUGUCAUCCUGGAUAUAAACAUUUGGAUUUGGUAUAGAAUCAUCCAUUGAAAUUUCUGCUGUUUCUGCUAGUGUAAUAGAAAUGUACAUUUUUCUUUUACGUUUAUAUAUUAUAUAUAUAUAUAUAUCAUGUACUUCAGUGGCUAAAAUUUUGAUUUUUUUUGGUUUUAAUAAAGACUUAUACAAAUUUAAUAAUGAUUAAAAGUGGUUGAAUUUCAUAGCCUUUGUGUAUCGUACAUGUAUCACUUUGAAAAUUAUGUUUAGUGUGGAGGAACAGUAAGGUGUGAUUUUUCUUAUGUAGAGUUGAUACAUUUCAGUAUAUUUGUUUUCUUUUUUUCAUUUUGUACAUAGAUAAUUGUAUCUAUAAAACAUGUAAUAUGGGGCGGCGCCUGUGGCUCAAGGAGUAGGGCGCUGGUCCCAUAUGCCGGAGGUGGCGGGUUCAAACCCAGCCCUGGCCAAAAACCACAAAAAAAAACCCCAAAAAACAUGUAAUAUGAAUUUUUCAUAAUAAACGAGAUUUUUUCCUACUCUUGGUGGAUGACUGACAGGUGAUAGACAUUGGGUGUGAAAACUAUGAACAGAUAUUUUGUGAUUGCGUAAUUGCAACUGUGUUUUCCUGAAUUGUGUGUUAACUGUCUUCCUAAAGCUCAUUUAAAUAAUUUAGAUAAGUAAAUUUUUGGUUUAUGUUUUAAGAGAAAAACAUAGAUUAACUGUAAUUCUUUUUUUGUUUGUUUGUUUGUUUUUUGUGGGUUUUGGCCGGGGCUGGGUUUGAACCUGCCACCUCUGGCAUAUGGGACCAGUGCCCUACUCCUUGAGCCACAGGCGCCACCCUUAAAUAACUUCUUUUUUUUUUUUUUUUUUGGCUGGGGCUGGGUUUGAACCCGCCACCUCCGGCAUAUGGGACCGGCGCCCUACUCCUUGAGCCACAGGCGCCACCCAACUGUAUUUCUUGAAAGUUAAUUUUAAAAGAUUAUUUUUUAAGGAUUCAUUAUUUAGAAUUCUUGGUAUUCCUCACCAUGCAUUUCUCCUUAAAAUAAUGUCUGUCAGUGUUGGAUGUUUUGCAUCUGGUCACUAGGUAUAGUGUUUGUUCAGAGAGUGUUUACUGUGCUUCAGCCGUAUAUUAGAUGCUAAGCUCUGUAAUGUGAGAACUCUGAAUAUAAUUUGGAAAGCUAACACAUUAUUAACACUAUUUGUUAAUUUUCUUUCCAGGGUUUCAAAAAAAUGGUCCUUAUGUGCUACACAAUUUUGAAAAGGUUUAGUUAGCAUUUCUGUUUUAAAAUGAUUGAAGUUUCUAGAAUAUGUAUGAGUUUUUUUGUGAUUAGUAAUUUAAUACCAAGCCUUACACAUUUACUAACUUCUCAGGGGCAGGUAGAAAAUUAACCAGGCUAAUUUAAAUCCAUAGCAAUUUGAACAUUAUUUAAAAUGUUACUGGUGAACUGGAAAAAUAAAAUGUUUUACAUCCCUG